Molecule: messenger RNA, 1242 nt
Organism: Phaeodactylum tricornutum CCAP 1055/1
Lineage: Eukaryota; Bacillariophyta; Bacillariophyceae; Surirellales; Neidiaceae
Exons: 1
Coding region: 90-1211 (373 amino acids)
Source: RefSeq, a predicted model, not a curated record
CGCGAGUGUGGAAAGACCCAAAGCGAGCGUUUACUGGUACCAGCUCUCGUUCUCAUUGUCUCUGGCUCGUUCAUGCGGUAAGCUUUGCAAUGGCAAUGUUGUGGCAGAUUCUGAGUUGGCUCUUGGGAUCGGUCGACAAGUCCAUUGGGCUCGUCCGAUGGAUGCUUCCUCAACGUGCUCGUCCCAAGUUCUUUGCGGACGGAUGGGGCAAAUACGAGCUAGCUUUCGGGGCGCAGGACGAAAUGCUCAGCAUGCUCAAAUCCAGCGACAAACGGAACCGCUUUCGAACCGAGCUGGAGAACGGGAGUAUUCAAUGGAGUCAACCAGUCGUCAAGAGUUCUGUUUCGGUUACCUCCGGAGCAUUUCCGAGUCCGGUGGCGCACUUACUUCCCGACAAAGCCAAGAUCUGCCGAUUUUAUUACGUCCAACCAAUUAUCGAGGAGAAACGCAAAACAGUCACCAUCAUCAUGCUGCCAGGAACCGGCGAGGCGGGCAAAGGGGAUCGGUUGAAGAUGGCCACUCAAUUGGCCGACGAAUGUGGUUGGUCUUCGAUUAUUGUCACCGCUCCCUAUUAUGCCGCUCGCAAGCCGGACAAUCAGACCGCAUUCUUUGUACGAACCGUCGAGGACCUCCUGCUGCAAAGCGUCGCCAUCAUGCAAGAGGCCGCCAUCCUCGCGAGUUACUUUUUGCACCGCUCGGAGCAACAGCGGGUUUGUAUCACCGGAUUUUCGUGGGGCGCAGCCAUGGCCUCCGGUGCAGCGGCCGUUGCUCUCACAACUGCCCACAAGGACGCCGGUCGACGCCUCGCCUGUGUCCCUUACGUGGGGUGUUCGUCGCCGUCCAUUUUGGUGAGCGGCGUCCUGGAAUCCAGUAUCGACUGGACUGCUCUGCAACAAAAACCCAACGAACCGCACGGGGAAACACACGCACAAGCACUUGAGGUUUUGGGUCGGUUUCAUCUGUCGCCACUGAACGAUGCUGUCCAAAGCCAGAACAAAUCUAUUGCGGCUCUGCAUAUUGUCAAUAUGCAACACGAUUAUUUUAUUCCCCAACGAUUCAGUCGGGAGUUUACUGCCGAACUUGGGCGUAUGACAUCCGAUACCAGCAAUAGGGCCGCUCAAGUUUUACCCGGAGGCCACGUUGUCGCGAUGCUUGUUCGGCCUUGGUACCAAAAGCGAGCCAUUGUUGACGCCGUGCAUGCGCUUUUCUAGUACUAAAUUUAAGAUCCACUCAUUUUCCUUA